CCUCUGAGAAGUAUCCGCCGCGUCAUUGUUAACACUUCACACAUUCCCUGUCAGGCUUUCCCAGUUCGUCCCGUCUCUCAGAAACGCGAAGCCAAAAUUAAACCCUAACCGUAGAUUGGCAAUGGCCAGCGAAUCCCAUGAUAAGCACCGGAGGUCUUCAUCGUUGGAAGACGAUGCCGAGAGGUUCUCGAAGCGCCACACGCAUCGUCACCACCGGCAUCACCACCGCAGCAAGAAACGAGAAGAUGAAACCAAACGUGAGGGUGACGAUAUCAAUCGCGCUUCUCCUUCUCCUCCUCCAGUGGCUAUUAUUAAAUUUCGCCCCGAUGACGAUGUGGAGGAGGGUGAGAUUCUUGAAGAGGAUGGUUUCGGUUUCGGUGGUGGCGAGCAGGAGAUUGCGGAAAGGAAAUCUGAGUCGGACGAAGAGUCUCGGAAAAAUGUAACCUCUGGUGUUCACUCUCAAUCGGACCGACGGAAUCUGGGACAUCGUGCUAAGCAUGGCUCGUCUCAUCAUGAAGUUGGUGUACACGAAGAAGACAUUCUAGGGAACAAGGGUAGAAAUAUGAAGACACUGGAGGACGACAAGAAUGAAGAAGAUUUGUUGACUGAUUUCAAAUUAGAUAAGGAAGACAAAGCUUAUAGCUGUAGUGGUGUUGGUACUGAGAUAGGCAAUGAAGUUUCUUUUCCAAGAAACUCAAGUGUUGAGCCUCAAUAUGGCUCAAGGGGCCAAGUCAAUGGAAUUUUGGAUCACAAAGAUGAAAAGAUGCGGCCGAGGGAGUCUGGGUCCCCUUCUAAACGAAUUGGCAGGGGAAAUACUUAUUAUAAUGAUGAAAAGGUCGAGGUCUAUAUAAGCAAGUUAAGCACUCAGGGAAACUCGUCCUCUCAAAGCAUAGGUGACCAUGAGGAAAUUCGUACUAGGAGCAGAUCUAUGUCAAUUUAUCAUGCUAGGGAAAGAUCUCGUUCCCGUAGCAUAAUAGAAGAGGAGGAGGCCCAUUCAAAAAAAGGACGUUACUAUGAGCAUGAUGCCUCAUUAUCGACUGAUAAAGGUAAGUUUGUGUAUGCCUCUGAUGAUGAAAGGAUGGCUCGGCAAAGUAAGGAUAGACGGCAUUAUAGUAGAGAUGUAGUCAGGGAUGUGGACAGGAAACGUAGUCCUAGUUACAAUAGGUAUAUUGUAGAGGACAGGCUUAGGAGUCGGGGUACACAAGGGAGAGAGAGGAGUAGGGAUAGGGAGAUGCAUAGGGAGUUGAGGAAGGAAAAGGAACGAGAAAGGAUCAGAAACAGUGAGAUGGAUAGGGCUCAAAGGAGGGAUAGAGAACGGGACAGGAGUAAGGAUAGGGAUAGGGAAAGGCGGAUAGAACGAGAUAGAAGCAGGGAAAGAGAGAUGGACAGGAAUAGAAGGGAGAAGGAAAGAGAAAAUACCAAAGACAUUGAGGUAGAUAGAUACGGGAAAAGGGAGAAGGAAAGGGAUAGGAGCAAAGCUAGUGAAAGAGAGAGAGUUAAGGACACAGAAAGGGAGAAGGAUAGGGACAAAGUUUGGAAGGAGAGGGAGAAUGAUAGGGAGAGGCAAAAUGACACAAAAUGGAAUAAGGAUAGGAGCAUUAUGAGGGAUAAGGAGAAGUAUGAAUAUCUUGAGGAUGGCUAUGAUAAUGGAGAUAGAUAUAAACAUUCUAGACACUCGAGACAUGAUGAAAAGUAUUACGACCAGGAAAAAAUGAAAAAAGCGCAUUCAACAAAGGUUCCUGGUUCUAGGAGUAAUUCAUUGGAAGGAAAUAGAGACAAACUGAAAAGAGAUGAUGAUGAACAAGGAGACUACGAAGAAGGGAUUGAGUUGCAGUUUGGUGAGCAGGAAGAGGAGGAUCUCAACAGAAUCAAGGAGGAGAGUAGAAGGCGACGACAAGCCAUCCUUGAAAAAUAUAAGAGUCAACCACGAUCAGAAGAUAUAGAAAAAGAUAAGGAGCCUGCACAUGAUCCUGAUCAAUCGGUAGCUGCUACUGAUGUUGUUCCAGAAGUUGGUGAUGGUAGGAGUGAUGUGUUAGAUGUCUAUGUCACUGAACCUUCAUUUUCUGUUGGGAAAUCACCUCCAAAUGGGGUUGCUGGUUUGGAGAAGACUAUCGGUGCUGGGGGGCUUGGAGAGGGCAGUCCGAAGAGUGAGAGGUCAAAUGACAAGUUCUGUGAUGAUAUUUUUGGUGAGACACCAACAAGAGUUCGCAAAAUGUGCAAAGGAGAGGGUUUACAAAUUGAAAGGAGUGGUCUUCGUGACAAUUGGGAUGAUGCAGAGGGUUAUUAUGGCUACCGGUUUGGUGAAAUACUUGAUGGCCGAUAUGAAGUUACUGCUGCUCAUGGUAAAGGCGUAUUUUCUACUGUAGUUCGUGCAAAGAAUCUAAAGGCUGGUAAUGAUGAACUGGAGGAAGUGGCAAUAAAAAUUAUACGCAGUAAUGAUACAAUGUACAAGGCUGGUUUGGAGGAGCUAGUCAUAUUAAAGAAACUAGUAGGUGCAGAUCCAGAUGACAAGCGCCAUUGUGUUCGAUUUAUCUCAAGUUUCAAGUACCGGAAUCAUCUUUGCUUAGUUUUUGAAUCUCUUCAUAUGAAUCUGCGUGAGGUUUUAAAGAAGUUUGGGCGCAAUAUUGGCCUUAAGCUAACUGCUGUGAGAGCAUAUGCGAAACAACUUUUUAUUGCCCUGAAGCAUCUGAGAAAUUGUGGUGUUCUUCAUUGUGAUAUAAAACCAGAUAACAUGCUGGUAAAUGAGGCAAAAAAUAUGCUGAAGCUUUGUGACUUUGGAAAUGCUAUGUUUGCUGGUAAAAAUGAAAUUACACCAUACCUUGUAAGCCGCUUUUAUCGUGCCCCUGAAAUAAUUCUUGGCUUGCCUUAUGAUCAUCCAUUGGAUAUUUGGUCAGUGGGUUGUUGUUUGUAUGAGCUUUAUACGGGAAAGGUUCUUUUUCCAGGUGCUACAAACAAUGAUAUGCUACGCCUUCACAUGGAAUUGAAGGGCCCUUUCCCAAAGAAGAUGCUCCGCAAGGGAGCAUUUACAAAUCUCCAUUUUGAUCAGGACUUGAAUUUUCAUGCUACAGAAGACGAUCCUGUUACGAAAAAGACUAUAAAGCGGAUAAUUCUCAAUGUAAAGCCUAAAGAUAUAUCUUCAAUUAUUACAGGCGCUCCUGGUGAGGAUCCGAAGAUGUUAGCCAAUUUUAAAGACCUUCUAGAAAAGAAUUUUGUGUUGGAUCCAGACAAAAGGAUGACAGUGUCACAAGCAUUGACCCAUCCAUUCAUCACUGAACUUCGACACAGUUUUGGCGUGGUUGAAGUCAAAAUGGGGUGAUGUUUGGUCUGGAGGUCACUUGCUGGCGGGUUCUUUCGUGGAUUGUACUGUUUCUAUCGAUGUCUGCCACUGCUUUGAGGCAACCCUCCACUGCUUAGAUGCUUAAAAGGCACCCAGGAGAAGGUACCUUGGUUUGUUUAAGGGUGAUUAUUGUGACAGCAUUAGAAGUUGAUAUCUUGAUUAUGUUUCAAAUUUUAAAUCCUACACCAUUUGAAAAUAGUUGCUGGAUUUAAACGGAAAUCCUUGAAAAUAUAUAUUUUUAAACACAUUUAGCUGUGAUGGGAUGCUUGUGGGAAAUAUCUGUGUACUUUUAUGUCUGACGUAAUAUUGUAUCAGUAAUCUGAGACGGAUAUAUAUAAUCUGAUUAGUAAAAUUUGCAUCUGAAUUUUAAAAUGUGCUAACAAGCUGUGCUACCAAAUUCUUUUUGGAUGUGCCAGUGGUCCAGUGUUGUGACAUUUCUAGAAUAGACGUGCCAUAAUUUUUCAGAGUUUGCUUGUUUGUGCGACAACCUGUGUUGAGCACUUUAAUUUUUGUAUUAGUUGUCUUCUCUUUACAUAUAUCAAUAGUUAAUGACGUUGCAUUACAUCUGAUUCAUGGUCUGGUCAUUCUGGAGGCACUUGCACUGGAGGCCUACGGCUGCAGUUUUGAUAAAAAAGAAUUUAUUGGGUACAGGAUGCUCCUGUAAUCAUUGUAAGUAUAUUUUCUAAUUCCAUUUUCAUGUUUUAUUUUUUUCCACUUUGCACAAUCUUUGGUUCUUUGGUUUAUGAUGUUUGGUUUCUUGUGAUUUUGAUUUUUUUUUAUUCAUGUUUUUUUUUCCUUCUAGAUAUUUGGUAAGCUCCAUGAAUUGAUUUUGGGUUCUAUAAUUUUAGAUUUGUAAUCAAUGCCUCUUAAUGUGAAAGCGCAAGCUGUGGUGAUUAAUCAUUAUGAGGCAAGGGAUAAGCCUUAAAUUACAAGGUGCAACCCCUUUUGGGUCUUGAAAAAUAUUAAUGUAUGUACAAUUGAAAACUUUAUAAAGUACUGAAAUUAAGAAAUAACUCUGAUUGAUAAACGUUUUCUUAUACAUUUCAACCUUACAAUCUUGUCCAAGACAUUCAAGGUCUGUGAUUGUAUCCUCUUGCAUGUAAGUCAGAGGCUCCAGUUUAAGGAAGACUAAUAUGAGUUAUAUGAUCACUGGUCAAAAGAAGAGGUAGGAGUGGUGAUUAUAUCCUAGGCCCAAUCAUUGCCCAUAUUCCAAGAUCUCACUUGAUUCAUGAAUCUGCCUCCUUUGUUUCAGAGCAUGCGUUAACCUGCUUUUGGUCCUCCUUUGCUAUUGCUGCUUUUUAGCCUCAUCUAAACAUUAGCAAAAGGUUACCGUGAGUGGUUGGGGUUUUUAUUGGUUGACGGGCAAUGUUCCAUUUAAAUAUUUUGGUUCUCUGUCGAGAAAUUUGUUGUUUUCUGUCUUAUGAUUGAAAUAAAGGUUGGAAUGUUGUUUGUUGGUAACUGUACCCUGUCUUAGAAUUGAACUAGCUUUAAUAGCACAAACCGAGUUGAAAUGUUGCUUGCUGGUAUUAUAGCCAUUUCCCAGAAUUGAUUUAGCUUAAAAUAUCAUUCCCUACCUACACAACAAAUUUGGAUACUAACUUUGCUUCCCAAGAUGCAUGAUUGUAAUGUAUGGUAUGCUUUCCGAGCAUCUGAAGACAACUAUUAGUUAAAAUCAUGGAGAUAUGAUUGGUGUCGUCUGGCAAAAUAUGUGAUUGAUAAAGGAGUAAAUCUUCUAGUUGUAUCGAUAAUGUAAGUUUUGGUGAUUUACGGUACGAUUUUCCUGUUUGUGCAGAUAUUUGAAUUUACAGUGUAUUGUGUUUUUGUCUCUCUGUCGUCAUCAUUUUGUGGUUGUGAUUGCCUAAUUUCAUAUGUUCUUAAUGCAGGGUUUUUUUAGUAGCAUAGCUUAUCUGUUCAUUGUAGCCAUGAUUGUUUGUAUUAUGGCUUUUUCCCCCUCGUUAUGGUUUUCAUUUUUAUUGGGAGUCAAAUUUGCCAAACAUGUGGUACACCAUGGAGUUAGCUACCUUCCCCAGUCUUCUAGUGACUAGCAUUCUCUUUCUAAUUUUUUUUUUUUUAAAUUUUCUUUGAUAAGUAAAAUAGGGAUUUUAUUAAUGAAUAGAGGAAGAAACUUCAGUACAUGGGACAUGUAUAUAAAAUCGACUUGACUAUCAAAGGAGAAAGGGCUAGAAAAUCCUGAAAUUUUGAAAUAGAGAGGGUAACAUCAGGUUGGGAAAUUGAGCAAUGCUACAGGAUGACGGGUUAUAAGAACAAAAGUCCUGCAUUCUUUUUUAACUUGCACUAUCUUUGUUUAUGGAAUUUUAUCCGUAAUCAGGUGAAGCAUCUUGGAAUAAAUCAUGGUAUUGAUAAAAAAUAAUUAAAUCAUGGCUGACAACUUUUUUGCAAAACUCAAUAGAAUACCUUCAACAUCGUAGCUAUUGAACUAAAAAACAAGUUUUUAUGAAGAAAGUGACAAUUUCAGAUUUGGUUAUUGAUGUUGGACGUAUUUGGAAACCUGCUUGAUUUUUGGGGUUUGCAAGCUUGUGAUUUUUGUGCGUGUUCUAAUAGUGGAAGUUGGAAAGGCUGGGAUUUGUUAGUUGUUUAGGUUGAUGAACGGCUUAUCAUGAGGAGAGAUUAGUUUUCUUAAAUGUCCGGUAGCAGCUGGUUUGAAUGUGAUUUUUUUUUUUUGAAUGUGAUUUAAUGGGGGCAAUUGUUGGCAAAAACGCUGGGACCAGUUUGGGUGCAAAGGCUUUGGAGGUAUGAGAUAUACUUAACCCUUUUUUUAAAGGAAAAUAAUUUAGCCACAAAGGGAUUACACAGAAGUAAACUCACAAACUGAUAUAGCUUGAUGAGGUAUGUUAGAUUGUAAAGUUACUUUUGUUAUAAAGUAAAUCUAAUGGAUUCCAUGAAGCCAUAUAAAUAUGUGAGUUUACUUUGUAUAAUCUUUUUGUGUCUGUAGUAGUUCUCUAUCUAUCUUCUUUUUUUUUUUUUUUUUUUUUUUUUUUUUAAUAAAAAAAAAUUGUCAAAAAAUGAGAUGCAAGGUAUGGCUUGGAGCUGAAAGAGCUAAGAGGAGAUUGAGAUUAAGUGGCCGUUCUUGGCAUCAUGCCAUGGUGAACACCUGAGAUUUAUGAAUAUAGGAAGAGAAGAAUAGUUAGUAACAUAGUAUGAGAGGAUGAGAUGGUACGGGAAUCAUGGAAAUGGAAGCAGGACACAGCCAAGGCACAUAUUUAUGGCAAAUCUUAGAAAAGGUGAUAUCAAAACAUGCUACUAAAAUUUUAUUUCGCUUCAAAGAAUCCUAGUCUUCAGAAAGUAAAAUACUACUAAAAAAGGGUUUUCAAGACCUUGUUUGCUAAGACUUGGUUGCCUAUCUGGUCAAGAUAAACUCUUGGUUUGGGGAGGUCUGGUAUGCAGUUCUAUUGCUCUUGUUGACUAGAUUAAAUUUAAUUUGUAGUACUUGGGUUGUGCCUUUUAAUGAGAUUUUGUAAAAAUGUUAAUUUAAAAUGCACGAAUGAUUACAACCAAAAGUUCAUUUUCCCUUUUCUUUUCUUUUUUGUGAUAGGUUCCGCCAAUUUUAUUGCGGGUGGUUUUGUAGCGCUUAAUCUGGAUUCCUAGAAUAUGGAGAAAAAGAAGCUACUAAAAUUAAUCCAUCCUAAAAGCCUACUAAAGUGUCUAAAAGCCCCAAUUUUAUUUUAUUUUUUAAGAAGGGCACAUACGUAUAUUUUGAUGCGUAAUGGAACACCUACAUAGGGGAAGAAAUAAAAAGCAACCUAGGGAGGUGAAUUGUGGGUUUUUAUUUGAGCUGUGCAUUAGUGUUGGUAUGGUGUAAGAUUACAUCAUCUGAUUCCAAUCUGAUUCCAACCACACAAUAAAAUAGUUGUAGUGAUAACUAGCCUUUUUUUUUUUUCUCCUACCAAAUUGUAUAUGUGUAUAUGUUAUAAUCUGCAAGGUUAAUUUAGUAUAAAGACAGGCUUAUGACUAUUUUUCUUCUUUUUGAGAGGUACGUAUUCUGAUGUUUAAUGCCUUCUAAUAUAGGGGCUGCAUGAGGCUGGAUGUAUAUGUUGUAGGACUGGUAAAAAUUAUAAAAUUCCAAAUUAUGCACACUUUAAGGUUUCCCCCGCAGGUGCUAUGUGAGUCUCGGUGUAUUUGUUACAGGACUAGUAAAUAGAGGCAAUUUAUUAAAAAAAUAGUAAGCAACACAAUAUUCUAGUAAGCAUGGUCACAAUAUGGUCUGUGAAUUCUGACUUUGGCAUAUUUCUUCCAAGAUAUGGUACGCAUUUUUUUAUCAAAAUGAGAAAUACUCUAGCUACAAAGAGAUUACACAAAAACAAUCCCACAAACUGAUGUGGUUCGCCAGAUUAUAAAGUUACUUUUAUUGUAAAGUAGAUUUAACGGAUCAGAUGAAGCCACAUCAGUUUGUGGGAUUACUUUUAUGUAAUUCUUUUGUGGAUGUAGCAAUACUCGUUGAUUGUCAUAUAGUUCGCUCAGUUCUAUUUCUAUGUUCAUUGUGUUUCAUGUAACCUAAUAUAGCCCUUUAUAAAACCCUUUCUCAUGAAUUGGCUUGUUUCUGUGUCACCAUAAUCUGCUUGAAAGCUUUUUUUGUUUUCCUAAUUUGAUAUUACGGAGGCUUGAUUGACAUGGAUUUAUGAUAACAUCUGAUCAACUUAUAUAUAUAUAUAUAUGCAGACACACACACAAGUACGUGUAUAUAUAUAUGUCUGUAUGUAUGUAUGAUGUGUUAUGGAUGCUGACACCUAAUAGACUAAUAAGCUGGAGGUCUUUAUAAUAUCUUGCAUCUCUCUUUGUUUUUGCUUUUGUUUCCACUGGUACUGGUACCAUUAGAGGGAGGAAGAGUGGUAGGUUCCGUGGGUUAGAUUCUUAAUGUCCAAUCCAGCUGGCAAUUUGAGUUGAGUAUGACUCAACAAUGGGAUAACAACUCCCACCCGCCAAUUCUUGCUGUGGUGAACCUGUUCCCACUAAUAGUGAGGCUCUCUUGUUUUAUGCUUGCUUUGGCUGAUUAUGUGCGCGCACAUUUAGCAAAAGAUGUUGAAAGUUUGCAGGUCUUUGAUAUAACAGAUGUUUUAACUCUAGGAGGAGUUCAAAAGAUGUCAGUGAUGUUGGUAGUAUUACUAUUCCAACUUGAUAAAAGUAUAGUAGCAGUGGUAUUGUUGGAGGUUCAUCCAUUUUCUGUUUUUGCUUAUGGUAAUGUUGCCAAAAUGGGGCGAUACUCGUAUACCGAUUCAUAUUGCAAAGGGAGAAAGCUAUGUUCAAUGUUCAUAUCUUCCAAGGAAUCCUUUGCAACUAACAUUCUCCUUACCAAUGAUGGGAAAAUAAAGCUUAUGACUCUGAGCAAUGGCAACUUAACGUGUUGAAGAAUUAUUAUUGCAGAGCCACUUAUCAUCAAGUUUGGUGUACAAAUGUAUCUAACGGUCUAACCUGUACGAUACGAUUUCUUAAUUGAUAUCGGCAUUUUGCUGUA
Messenger RNA from Carya illinoinensis, 8807 nucleotides. RefSeq names its product serine/threonine-protein kinase prpf4B-like. Gene Ontology annotation, molecular function: protein serine/threonine kinase activity; ATP binding. The record is from RefSeq and is a predicted model, not a curated record. Lineage: Eukaryota; Viridiplantae; Streptophyta; Magnoliopsida; Fagales; Juglandaceae. Gene Ontology annotation, biological process: peptidyl-threonine phosphorylation; mRNA cis splicing, via spliceosome; peptidyl-serine phosphorylation. The transcript is spliced from 15 exons. Bases 122 to 3316 code for a protein of 1064 amino acids.